AUGUAUCCUAUUGGCCGGGUAGCAUACCCGGCAUCCUCGCAAUUCAGUGGAGGCCCUUGGAAUCCGAAGGCAGCAGCCCAGCGCGUUGAGAAAAUGGUCAUGACUGUCGAGCAGAGAACACGCGCCUUUGAGACGAGCGAACAGCGCAAGACGACAUGGGCGAAGCAAUCUGAUGGCGUGCUACGCUACGAGCUCGAGCAGGAGGUGAAGAUUUGCUUCGUCGGUGUGGCUGGCGGUGGAAAAUCAUCUCUGUUGAAUGCAUUGCUCGGAAUGGAUGUCGUGCCAACGAGUGGCCAACAAGCUUGCACGGCCGCACCUAUGCGUAUCCAAUACCACAACUCUUCCGCGAUCGUCGCCCAUGUUGAAUUCCUCACGCAACAAGAAUGGCUAGACGAACUUCGUCUCCUGUUCUCGUCGCUUGUAGACGAGAACGGACGUAUGAAGUCGAACGAGGAUAUGGGGAAGGAUGGUGCUGCAGCGCUUCAGAAGCUUCGCGUCCUAUGCCCCUCUGUGACCAACGACCAGAUCGUUGAGUGGUCACGAGAUGCGGGUCUUUUUCUCCAGCAUAACCCUGAUGUUCAUAUGUAUCUCGGGCAGAACGUGUGCAUUUCUGGUACAGAUGCGCAGAAUUUUCAAGCCAAUCUCGCCCCUUUCGCAUCGUCAAAAGACGCUCGCCGAGGAUUGGAGCCUCUGUUCUGGCCCCUCGUUCGCAUAAUUACCUUACGAUGCAACGCUCCCGCAAUAGCGGAUGGUGCUAUUCUUCUGGAUCUCCCCGGCGCGGGGGACAGCAAUCGCGCAAGAGUUCAGGUCGCUGAGAAAUGGAUGAAGGACUGCAAGUUCGUUUUCAUCGUCGCUCCGAUACAGCGAGCUGUUGAUGAUAAGAUCGCGCGAGGUGAAUCUACUGGGGGAUGCAUUUCGUUAUCAACUACUAAUGGGUACGUGUGGCUCAACCACCCUGGUGUGGGUACAUUGCUGACGGUCGCUUCAAUCAUUGCAGACGGGCGUUACGAUGACCACGCGAUUACGAUGAUAGCGACGAAAUGCGACGACGUUUCGGCCGCGGAAGUCAUGCGCGAUCUGAGGCUACGUCGAGAGCCCGACUUUGACGCUCUCUGUGCCGAACGCGAUCGAGUCGAAGCGGAGUGCCACCGAUAUGAGGCGCUGAAGGCAGCAAAGGAGGAUGAAGGCGAUCACAUGAGCUACCCGGAGUAUAUCAGUCACUCGAAUUCGAAGAAGCGACUAGACGAGCUUGAGAGGAGCAUUGACGCCUAUUGCGCAAAGAAGCGAUCCGCUUGGACAGUCAAUGCGGUCCAACAAGACUUCCGGCAAGGCUUACAUGAUAUCGAUGGCAUGGCCGCCGAAACUCGCGAUCCGGCGAGCUUCGACCCUUCGGCCCACAACAGAGACUACUCGGCAGUCAGUAUUACAGUGCUUCCUUGCUCUGCUCGUGACUAUAUACGCCUCAAGGGCAUCGUGCCAGGCGACAGCAAAAGGACAACUUUCAGUACUGUCGACGAUACGGGUGUACCUGCCAUCAUAUCGUGGAUUCGCGAGCUAGCGCAGUCCGGCGUGGGUAAGCGAGCCGUGCACAAGCUGGAACUUGCGAGGGGAUACCUCACAUCCGUCCGGAACUUCUGUGAAGAGACUUCGAUGCAUGGGGACGCCACUGAACACUCUGCGCACUCGUACAACGGCAGCUUCAGCAACCUCGACCUUGUCAUGCAACAUCGUGCAGAAGCUGGGCGCCAUGCGCCACGAACAACUACUCCUGCUGGUCGAGCACCUUUCUCUAGCUCUACUGAGAUUGGGAAGUUCCUGUACGAUGAACUCAUCAAUAUGGCUAUCACGUUCGCUCAAGGGAUGCGAGCUCGUAUGGGGAACAUCUUGACUGCUCUUCUCAUGUCUGGAGCAGACCGCUCGGCUGAAGCGGCAUCUCAAGCAUUCUGGACUCUGGUCAACACCAUGCAUUUUCAGACGAUGCGAGCAGCCUUCGUGAGGGAAGGCGAAUACAGGAAUAAGCGGGGAGAAUACGACUUCAACUGGGCCGAGAUCGAGCCAAUGCAAAAGCACAUUGCGAAGGGCUGGAGUCAAGUCUUCAAUGUCAACCACGUCGCGCCCCUCGCGGCAAGCUACAGGAUCAUCAUCGACCAAGCGUUUGCUUUGCUUCCUCAGCACGUUUGGAGCCACCCCAAGUGCGGUGCGGUCUACAACAGCUGCUGCGAGCAGGCGCGCGUCACUUUCUCGGGGCUAUCUGACAGCUCGAGUACGCUGCUUGGCGACGGCCAACGGUCGGCGUCGCGAGAGUUAAAACCCUCAGUUCGACGGCGCCUGACUCCUGGUUACUUUGAGACUCUGGAUCUCCGACCGAAAGGAGCAGGUAUAGUACAGCGACAGAAGGAUUUCUUUGCCGCAUAUGUCGAUCAGUGCAAGACCAAUAUGUUCCAUAGCGCCGGACGCGAGAUGCUGCAGAAACUCGAGAAGCCGAUGGACGAACUCAAGCAAUCCCUCGUGAACGAGAUGAAGGUUCUGGCGCAGCAGGCGGGUGGCAGCUCUCACUUACUGUACUGCAUCACUGAACACAUGCAUUGCAGCUCGAGGCGAACAUGUCCACUUUAUGGGAGCAACAAAACACCAUGA
Molecule: messenger RNA, 2637 nt
Organism: Schizophyllum commune H4-8
Lineage: Eukaryota; Fungi; Basidiomycota; Agaricomycetes; Agaricales; Schizophyllaceae
Exons: 21
Coding region: 1-2637 (878 amino acids)
Source: RefSeq, a predicted model, not a curated record